UAGAUACACCGACUUAGCUCCAGACUCCAGCAUUCAACACCACUAUCUUCUCUGGUUUUGGCUCUUUAGGAAGACUGGACUGCCGUUCCUUCAAAGACAUUCACAGCUAAUGGAAAGUGCCACACCAGAGAUCAUCUAUGAUGACAAAGGACAUGGGGAAGCACUUUGGUGAAUUAGCAAAGGUGCGUGGAAUCAUACAUUAUAGGCUGUCACCCUUUGAACAGCGAGCAUUUGCUGGAAUUUUAAGUGGUGGGCUGCCCAACCUUUUUAACAGGAUACGAGAUAACAUCUUCAGAGUUGCACCACCCUUCAUCAUUGGUUAUCUGGUGUAUGACUUUGUGGAGAAGAAACAUCUGGAAACAUUGAAGAAGAACCCAGCUGACUUUGAAAAUGACGAAUAAUUAUGAUUUUACUUGUAGGCACUUGUAAUAAAGCUUGUAAAUAUUAGCACAAUAAAAAUCUAAAAUGCUGA
Molecule: messenger RNA, 472 nt
Organism: Schistocerca piceifrons (Central American locust)
Lineage: Eukaryota; Metazoa; Arthropoda; Insecta; Orthoptera; Acrididae
Gene: UQCR-Q
Product: cytochrome b-c1 complex subunit 8
Exons: 3
Coding region: 138-401 (87 amino acids)
Biological process (GO): mitochondrial electron transport, ubiquinol to cytochrome c
Source: RefSeq, a predicted model, not a curated record